CCACCAAAUUUUGUAAGCCAUACAAUUUCUUGUGCUUCAGUUCAUCAUGACAAAGGUGUACCCCACUCCCAUCACUUCGGUUACUGUUUCGCCACCCAAAUCCUCUGCUGCCAGUAAGAAUCCGGUGAUCUUCACUGUUUGGAAGAAGUCUCUACUCUUCAAUUGCGAUGGAUUUACAGUGUUCGACUCCAAUGGCAAUCUUGUAUUUCGAGUAGACAACUAUGUCACCGGAGGUAAMGGUGAAAUUGUUCUCAUGGAUGCGUUCGGCCGCUCUGUCCUCACUAUUCGCCGCAAGAGGAWAAGUCUUUCGGACACCUGGCAAGUGUAUGAUGGAGAAACAACGCUUGUUCCACGGUUUUCGGUCACGAAACACAUGAACAUUUUCAACACCAAGUCCCUAGCUUACGUUUGCAAAGAAGGAUCGUCAAAGAAUAACAACACGAGAAUCCCGAUGUAUAAGAUCGAUGGAUCAUAUGCUCAAAGGUGUUGCAUCGUAUAUGAUGAUAUGCGACGGAAUGUUGCUGAGAUCAGGAGCAAGGAAGCCAAGGGAGGUACUGUUGCUCUUGGCGUAGAUGUUUUCCGUUUGGUUAUGCAACCUUCAAUCGAUCCAGCUGUCUCUAUGGCUCUUAUCAUCGUCCUCAAUCAGAUGUUCGGUUCGUCUAAACGUGUUUUUUAAGCUUACCGGAGACUGGAAAUAUUAGAAAGAGUUGUUAGCUGUAGUUUUUGCUUUUGAUAAAUAUUUAUGUCAACUUGUUAGGGGUAACAAUUAUUCAUUGGAUAUAGUCCCGGAUGAUAUUUAAUCCAACGGACAGU
This is a messenger RNA of Cynara cardunculus var. scolymus (artichoke), 813 nucleotides long. Its product is annotated as protein LURP-one-related 8-like. The coding region runs from base 47 to 676 and encodes 209 amino acids. Lineage: Eukaryota; Viridiplantae; Streptophyta; Magnoliopsida; Asterales; Asteraceae. The record is from RefSeq and is a predicted model, not a curated record. The transcript is spliced from 2 exons.